GCGCCCCGCGCUGCCCUGCCCAUCCCAGGACAUCCCAGCCCUGCGCGCUCCUGUAUGCGGGAGCAGCAGGGGAGCCGCGUCGGCCAGUUCCACCAGCAUGUCCGCUCGCUGCUGCGCCGGCCAGUUGGCCUGCUGCUGCGGUAUUGCUGCUUGUUCCUUGUGCUGCAAAUGCUGCCCCAAGAUAAAACAGUCAACCAGCACCCGCUUCAUGUACGCGCUUUACUUCAUCCUGGUGACCAUCAUCUGCUGUGUCAUGAUGUCCACGACAGUAGCUAAUGCAAUGAAAACUCAUAUUCCCUUCUACAAGCAGAUGUGCGAGGGUAUUCAGGCAGGUGAGAUGUGUGAGAAGUUGGUGGGAUACUCUGCAGUGUACAAAGUCUGUUUUGGAAUGGCCUGUUUCUUCUUUUUAUUCUUCUUGUUCACCAUCAAAAUUAACAACAGCAAAAGUUGCCGAGCAUACAUUCAUAAUGGAUUCUGGCUUAUUAAACUUAUAAUUCUGGCAGCAAUGUGCUCAGGAGCCUUCUUCAUUCCUGAUCAGGACACUUUUCUCAAUGCCUGGCGCUAUGUAGGAGCAACAGGAGGGUUCCUUUUCAUUGCUAUUCAGCUCAUCCUGCUGGUUGAGUUCGCACACAAGUGGAAUAAAAAUUGGACUGCAGGUGCAAACCACAAGCAGGUGUGGAAUGGUCUGCUUGCCUUGGUCACUCUCAUCCUGUACUCCAUUGCUGUAGCAGCUCUGGUCCUCAUGGCUCUUUUCUACACACGCCCAGAGGGCUGCAUGUACAACAAAAUCCUGAUCGGAGUGAACGGCGGCCUGUGCCUCUUUGUGUCCCUGGUGGCCAUAUCGCCCUGUGUCCAGAACCGCCAGCCCCAUUCUGGCUUGCUGCAGUCAGGAGUCAUCAGCUGCUAUGUCAUGUACCUCACUUUCUCAGCACUAUCCAGCAAACCACCAGAAACUAUCCUGGAUGAAAACAACCAGAAUAUCACAAUCUGUGUACCUGAAUUCAGUCAAGGCCUGCACAGAGAUGAAAACCUGGUUACUGGCUUGGGUACUACGAUUCUGUUUGGCUGCAUUUUAUAUUCUUGUUUGACCUCAACAACACGUGCAAGCUCAGAGGCACUGAGAGGAAUAUAUGCAACAGCUGAAACUGAAGUAGCUCGUUGCUGCUUUUGCUGUGUACCUGAUGGAGACGCUGAUGCUGAAGAGCAUGUUGAAAAAAGGGGAGGCCAGACUGUGGUUUACGAUGAGAAGAAGGGCACAGUGUACAGUUAUGCCUACUUCCACUUUGUUUUCUUCCUGGCUUCUCUCUAUGUGAUGAUGACAGUAACUCAUUGGUUCCAGUAAGUGUAUUUCUUUAAUGUGUUUCUUUAAUGCUGAGAAAUUAACAUCUCUCUGUGUUGAGAGGGAAGAUGUGAACAGGA
Molecule: messenger RNA, 1419 nt
Organism: Vidua macroura (Pin-tailed whydah)
Lineage: Eukaryota; Metazoa; Chordata; Aves; Passeriformes; Viduidae
Gene: SERINC5
Product: serine incorporator 5
Exons: 11
Coding region: 98-1342 (414 amino acids)
Cellular component (GO): membrane
Source: RefSeq, a predicted model, not a curated record